UCCUUUCAGUGGCACAUCGUGCGUAACAGGGAAGUAAGUCUGACCCGAUUUGUACGUUGUUAAGAGUUAUGUGUUCCCUGUGUGAGCUGCUCGGCGCUCAAAGUUAAUUUCUCCUCGGUUUUAACGACGGUAAUUUUCCUUUUUUUUGAGGGACAAAGUUGGGAUAAAAUGGAUUGAUGGAGGCAGGAAAUGUUCAAUAGGAUAUUCGGACUGGCUUAUGAAACAGAGGAGGAGGAAGAAGCGUCAGAGCAGAGCGUUUUGUUCCCCCCAAUGUUUUGAAAUCUAUUUAACUGAAGCCCUGCUUGAUCAUGGCCCAGUGGAUGCACAUUUCCCAAAUGAUACAGUGCCUGUCUGAUGAGGCUAUCAACAACCUCUAUCCCCCAGCCGCCUUCCCCAUUGAAGUCAGACAUUUUUUAGCUGAAUGGAUUGAGAGCCAACGAUGGGACGACUUUGCGCUGGAAAAGGUGGAGCAGGAGAGCCAAGCUCAGGCCCUGUUGGACCAGACCAUCAGCAUGCUGCAGUCGAUGGCUCAACAGAACACCAGUGUGGUGGACAGGAUGAAGCUGAUGCAGAUCAGCAGGAACAUGACGAUGUUUCAGCAGCAGCCUCUACAGUUUGGAGUGAUGGUCAGGGACAUCCUCAGGAAGGAGAGAGUUCUGCUCGCCACGCCUACUCCGAUGCCCAGCCCUCCUCGGUACCAACAGUAUCCCAGCAGAGAGUCUACGUUCCCCACCAUGCAGGAUGUAGACAACCUGGUUCUGAGGGUCCUUGAGGUCCAGGACAUCCGACAAAAGAUGCACCAGCUGCAGGAAGACCUCAACUGGGAGAGGCAGAACUAUGAGAGUUUACAAGGGCAGAUCCAACAGAAUGGCCUGGAUCCCACAAACUCAGAAAUCCAGAAACUACAGAACCACAUCCAACAGAUGGAGUACAAUGUGAAAGCAAUGGCCACGAAACGUUUCCAGCUGCUGAAGGAAUGUGUGGACUGUCUGGACCAGUGUCAGAGCCGACUGAUAAGCAGGCUGAAGGCGUGGAGGUGGGAGCAACACAAGGCCGCCAUUGGACAUCCCUUUGAUGAUAACCUCAACCCUCUGCAGACCUGGUGUGAGCAGCUGCUUGGAGUGAAUGGGAAGCUGAGACAGGAACUGAUGCUAAUAGGUGAACCAAUCCCAGAGCUGCAGGAAAGGCUGGGGCAGCUUCUGCAGGUUCUCAUUCAAAGUUCUCUCAUAGUGGACAAGCAGCCCCCUCAAGUCAUUAAGACCCAGUCAAAGUUCUCCACUACUGUGCGGUAUCUGCUGGGGGAGAAAGUAGCUCCCGGGAAGCCUGUGGUGCUGAAGGCACAAAUCAUUAAUGAAAUGCAGGCCAGGAAUCUGGGCAGUGUACCCGGUGAUAAUGUUGGGGAACUAAUAAACAACACAGCCAUUCUAGAGCACAACACAUCCAGCAAGAGCACAUGUGCCACCUUCAGGAACAUGUCCAUCAAGAAGAUCAAGAGAGCAGACAGGAAGGGAUCGGAGUCUGUGACAGAAGAAAAGUUCGCUCUCCUGUUCUCGACAGAGAUCACCAUCACAGGCUGUGACACACCUUACAAGAUACAGAUGAUCUCGCUGCCGGUGGUCGUCAUCGUCCACGGUAGUCAAGACAACAACGCUCUGGCCACCAUCAUAUGGGACUGUGCAUUUGCUGAGGCAGACAGAGUGCCGUUUGUGGUGCCGGAGCGUGUGCCCUGGAGGAUGAUGUACAACACUCUCAAUAGUAAAUUCACCUCUGAGGUCCAGACAAAACACAAUCUGGACCAGUACAACCAGCACUUCUUGGCGCAGAAGAUAUUCGACAAGUCGGACUUUGCAGACGACUUCAGCAACAUGAUGGUUUCCUGGGCCCAGUUCAAUAAGGAGGUUCUCCCUGGUCGACCGUUCACUUUCUGGCAGUGGUUUGAGGGAGUGAUGGACCUGACCAAGAAGCACUUGAAGACCUACUGGAGUGAAGGGCUGAUAUUUGGUUUCAUCGGGAAGCAGCAUCUACACCUGAUUCUGAAAGACAGGCCCAACGGGACAUUCUUGCUUCGCUUUAGUGACUCUGAGAUCGGAGGCAUCACCAUUGCAUAUGUGUCCCCAUCUGAGAAUGGGGGACAGAAAAUUCAGAACAUCCAACCCUUCACCAAAAGAGAUCUUGAGAUCCGUAGCCUUGGUGACCGCAUCCAGGACAUCAACCACAUAACACAUCUGUAUCCUGAUUUUCCUAAAGAGAAGGUUUUCAAAAGAUUCUACUCAGAGCCUCAAAGUACACCCAGCGGGGGUUAUAUCCCUGUGUCUCUCCAAACAAAAGUUGGCACGGAAUUAGGCCCAACCACACAUCCAGCUCCCAAUGUGCAACUUCUCACUGAUGGUACCACUGGCUUCCCCAUGCAUCAGUUCCAGCAGCCGUUCAGUCCCCAAGAGUCCAUCACCUCAGAAAUAAUGGAGACUGCACCGUCUCCUGCAGUGGAGUUCCAUCCAAACCCUCCUGUUGCCUUCACUGAACCAAUUUCCUCACCCAACGCUGUGGAUAUAGAUUUCGAAACUAUUCUCCAAACUCUGAGUCCUGAUAACUAGAAAGUUGACUUUGGAGCGGAAAGCAAACGUCUAACAGAGACGAGACCUCGUCUGUCUGACCUUCACGUGAAAACAAUGCCAGUCUUUGUACAGGCUUUCUUCCCUCACUUUUCAUGAUCCAUCUACAACUCCCUCUACCUGCGGGAGACAAAUUUGAUUUCUGUGGACUCAACAUGUUGAGAGGUGCUACGCGAAGGCAGGAAAUUCAGGACACUUCAGGAAACAUACUAAGACAAUCUUUGCUGUGCAACCUUUUGUCUCCCUCACUCUUGAUGGUAGGUUUGUUGAUGGUUUCCUUGUCUGUUUGUACUACACUCCAUGCAUGAUUUACUGUACAGCUUGCAGUGACCAAUGACCAAACAUGCAUAAAAGCAGACAGAGUGAUGCUCAUGGAAAUGUAAUGAUAAUGUGACAUCCCUGCCCAGUGGACCGACAGGCACUGGACAUUAUUUUUGUGGUUAUUUUGUCCUCUUUGCUGUAAGCAUGCUGCAUGUUUUUUUACUCAUGAUGAGGUAUGCAUAUUUGAGUAUUAUUUCACCGUUGUACGUAACCCAUCCUAAAAAGCCUGGCUAAGCCUGAGUUAUCAGUAUGUUUUAAACUCAGACUCAUAGUAAUACACAGUAUGUAUGGUAAAUACUUAACAUGAAACAUUAGUAACCUUAAACUGUUCUGUGGUGUAGUGAGGAUGAAGAAUGUGAAAGGAAAAUGUUGACUGUUAACUACAUAACAUUGAUGGACACUUACAGUGCAGCAGAUGACAGACGUGGUGGUGGUGAUGGUGAUGCUCAUACUAUGUCAACUCAAAGACUCAUUUGCCUGUAUUUUCUGUUGUACAUAUAUAUAUCUAUAUAUAUAGAUAUAUAUAUAUAUCUAUAUAUAUUUGAAAGCUUUUGUUAGAGUUUGUUUUGGGCCUUUUUGUAUUUUUUAUUUAGAUGCCUGAAUGCACACACAAACAGUGUUGCAGUCUGUAUCUGCCUACAGUCUUCUUUUGAGUGACAAAACUGAUAAACAUAAUGAAAGUAAAUGACCAUGGGAUAUUUACAAAACGUUCUCAAUCCGCAAAUUAAUGUGAGGUUGUGUGGAAUCUCACAUGACUUGAUAACAUUUCAUUUAAAUUUUUAGAGUUGUUUAACUUCAAAGAUUAGAAAGCUGGAUGUAGUAUAAAAUAAAGGGAAUCAAAAAUGAAAAUUAAAGAAAUAAUUAGUGUUGCAGUUAAUAGGAAACUAAUGGAUAAAUAGCCAUUAUUCUGACAGAAGAUGCAGUAUCUUUGCUUUGGUGGGAGCUUUAAGUCUUUUAGUUGCUUUGAAUGUAUAUCAAAACCAAUGUUCUCAAUAAACUAACUCUGGUUUUAUGAGAAGCUGUGCACUACCAUCACUGUCAGUGUUGUGCAUGUUGUAACACAGCGGUGUGGCAGACAUACUGUGUUGCAUGUGUGUUUGCCAGAUGAUGAACUUUUAUAUCAUGUGGACUGACUUUUGGAUAAAUCACUUCAAGGCUA
Scatophagus argus is the source of this 4092-nucleotide messenger RNA. RefSeq names its product signal transducer and activator of transcription 6, interleukin-4 induced (gene stat6). Gene Ontology annotation, molecular function: DNA-binding transcription factor activity, RNA polymerase II-specific; RNA polymerase II cis-regulatory region sequence-specific DNA binding. The record is from RefSeq and is a predicted model, not a curated record. Lineage: Eukaryota; Metazoa; Chordata; Actinopteri; Scatophagidae. Gene Ontology annotation, biological process: regulation of cell population proliferation; defense response; cytokine-mediated signaling pathway. Bases 309 to 2594 code for a protein of 761 amino acids. The transcript has 20 exons.